GUGGGGGUGGGUGGUGGGUGUGGGGGGGGGGUGGGGGGGGGGGGGGGGGGGGGGGGGGGGGGGGUUGUGGGGGUGUUGUUGAAGAACAAAACAACACCCACACCCACACCCACACCCACAUCCACACCCACACCCACACCCACACCCACCCAUACCCACACCCAAUGCUCACAUUAACUACAUUGAUCGACAUAGUUACAUUAAAUUUAUACCUUCGUGUGCCAUCUUGGAUUGUCUCGAAUGAGUCUUGGAUCGAGAUCAACGAUGUACGACAACAGAUUGAACUGAUACCUUCAACUUAUGUGCUACUUCCUAUUAGUCACUGGAAAACAAAUGAUCGUAUUAUGUAUAGUAUGGCUAUGAGAUUAUAUGUUGAACCGAUAAAUGAUAAUCCUCAAUUGGGAUCUAUUCUAUUUGGACCUAUUGUUCUUGGUGGUUUGACUACAAAAUCAAAAACAAUACAGCGUGAUAUGAAUCUUAUUCGAACAUUAUAUUCUACAGUUCACGAACCAAUUCAGUUCGAAGCAACAGCUCUGGAUAAUUCUACUUUCCGAUUGUUGCCUCUCUAUGAAAUCGUCAAUGAAACCUAUACAGUUUAUUUUCCACUUAGUUAA
This is a messenger RNA of Rotaria sp. Silwood2, 614 nucleotides long. The record is from the annotation of a GenBank genome assembly. Lineage: Eukaryota; Metazoa; Rotifera; Eurotatoria; Philodinida; Philodinidae.